ACCUUCUCAACUAACAUAACAAUGGCAAUAAUAACUUGUCCCCUUCUUUUGUUGUCUCUCUUCUAUUUGAUUGCCCUGUUCUCCAUUGGUGAUGGGGCUCAGCUGAUUCUAGUGAACAACUGCGUAGAAAAUGUGUGGCCAGGAAUACAAGGCAGUGCAGGGCAACCAACUCCAAAAGAUGGAGGUUUUCAUCUUGGAAUAGGCGAGGAAGUAGUAUUUGAGGUACCAGAGAAAUGGUCAGGAAGAAUCUGGGGGAGGCAGGAUUGUAGCUUUGACAGCAAUGGGAAAGGCUCGUGUGUCACCGGCGACUGCUUCGGGAAACUUCAGUGUGGAGGGAAGGGAGGAGUGCCACCGGCAACUGUGGUGGAGAUGACACUGGGAUCAUCAUCUUCUCCGUUACACUUCUAUGACGUGAGCUUGGUGGAUGGCUUCAAUUUGCCUGUGUCCAUGAAGCCUGUUGGGGGUGGGAUUGGGUGCGGGGUGGCUUCUUGUGAGGUGGACUUGAACAUUUGCUGCCCAUCAGCUUUGGAAGUGAAGAAAAACGGAAAGGUUGUGGGGUGUAAGAGUGCUUGCUUGGCUAUGCAAUCAGCUAAGUAUUGCUGCACAGGGAAUUAUGCAGAUCCAAAGACUUGCAAGCCUACCUUAUUUGCUCAUCUUUUCAAGGCCAUAUGCCCAAAGGCUUAUAGCUAUGCAUAUGAUGAUUCUAGCAGCCUUAAUAAAUGUAGGGCUUCACGGUAUGUUAUCACGUUCUGUCCUCCCCAAUAAACCUAGCAGAGAUAGUUGCAAGGAUUUCUUCAAAAUGAAGUUGAAGCUUCUGUCGUAGAUCUGCAAACUUAUCUAUAUCAUUAGUGGACUGUCCUCUAGUUUUUGUAAUUUUAUCAGGAGUUGAUUCCAUUAGGAGUUUAAGAAGGACGACAUUAGCGAAAUUGAACAAAGAAUGGUACGUUGAGAUUGUUACUUUGA
Molecule: messenger RNA, 963 nt
Organism: Prosopis cineraria
Lineage: Eukaryota; Viridiplantae; Streptophyta; Magnoliopsida; Fabales; Fabaceae
Product: thaumatin-like protein
Exons: 2
Coding region: 22-765 (247 amino acids)
Biological process (GO): defense response
Cellular component (GO): extracellular region
Source: RefSeq, a predicted model, not a curated record